UUACCGAAAAAUUUAAUACUGAAAGAAUCGGGAUCGGAAUACACGUGACUGUACUUUCACUUUCUGCGAGGCGGAGGCAUGUUGCCCUUUCGGUUACAUCAGCAAUCUGUUCAUCUUAAAAAGUUAUCAAAACUGUAUUUUGUACGACAAAUCAAAACUGGCUACCCAGCAGUAGACACUCUAGCCGAUAAAGCGACGUUAGGCAAGAUAGACAGCGUCAUACAAUGGUAUGAGGAGAAAUUUGGUUUGUCGGAUGUUCGAAGAGCACAGGAAGAGGCCAUCAAGGCUCGUCAAAAAUGCAUGGAUCUGCAAAAGAAAAGAAGAGAGUAUGUGAAGGAAUAUCUAGAAAUCCAGAAAGAAAUGGAGGGUGUCGUGGGCGAGAUCAUGAAAACAGAGAGAGGCACUGAUCGAUAUGUCGAGCUUGCAAUUCAGGAAAACGAUUUCAUUAAAAGGAAAAAUGAAGUCAAACCAUACCUAGAAAUGACAGAGGAAGAAGAAAAAUUGGCAUUCGAUUAUUACAACUCUAAGGUGAGCGAAAGCCAUGAGAAGGAGAGGUUAAGGACAGAAAACUUUAAAUUAUACUAUCUGUGUUGGUCUAUGGCUGCAGUAGGAUUAGGUCUGUUAGCUAACUUCAUCUACAACAGGCAUAAAAAUAAGGAAUUUAGGGAUAUUGUAUUAUCUUCAACUGGAUCUGCAGAAGAAUACAAGAAGAUCACAAAUCAGAUAAUAACCAUCGUACAAGAUCAGCAAAGGGAGAUCAAAGGACUCUUUGGAGAAGUCGCAGACGCCCCGAGUGACUCUAAAAUUCCCAAAGACCCCCAAACCACAACUCGUGUACAGAAUGCAGCAAACAUUGCUGAAGCACUGAAAGGAAUAAAAGAAAAUCAUGAAAUUUUAACAAAAGAAUUAGCAGACGUUAAGAAAAUUGUAACAAAAGAACUAGCAGACGUUAAGAAAAUUGUAGCAGUUGAUGGAGCAAAGUCAGACUGUAAUAAUGUUGUUUAUGUGGGACCAGAGGUCAAGGAUUUAUUGAGUGAAACAGAAAAUAAUAUUCAGCGGACUGUGAAAAUCGGCAGCGUGGUGUCAGUGACUGUUCUUUAUGGUGCACUUGCUGUGACAGUUCCUCUUAUUAUGAACCUGUUCAAAGGAGAUUAAUAAUUAUUUAAAUUUAAAGGACACAUUAUAGUAUGAAAUUUGGUCUUUCUUUAUUCUGUAUAUGUACUCUGUAUACUUAUUUAUGAUUUAGCGAAAUCAGACUUAAUUUACCAUUCAGUGCGCUGUCUUGAACUAAUGCUUUAAAUCUGAGCAAGAGUGGAAAAUUUCUUAUUCUAGUGCAACCACGAAUUAACACUUGCUUCAGGAACAUUCCGAAAAUUCAUUUACUCAAUGUAGGCUUUUAUUGAUGUUUUAUUGUUUAUGUCAGAUGUAUUUUAUUUGCACAAUUUAAAUUACCAAAGAUCACUCACAGGACAGAAAAUUGCUGUGACAUUAUCACAUAAAUUACCACCUCACAUACAUGUGUAAAUGAUAUAUUGGCUAAUAUCUGUUAUCAGCAACUUUGUUGUUCAAUUUUGAUUGCAUAAAAUAACAAUUAUAAUAAAUACAAAGAGUUGUAAAACAACUCAAACAAA
This is a messenger RNA of Ostrea edulis (European flat oyster), 1631 nucleotides long. RefSeq lists its product as uncharacterized. The coding region runs from base 79 to 1155 and encodes 358 amino acids. The record is from RefSeq and is a predicted model, not a curated record. The transcript is spliced from 2 exons. Lineage: Eukaryota; Metazoa; Mollusca; Bivalvia; Ostreida; Ostreidae.